Melampsora larici-populina 98AG31 is the source of this 639-nucleotide messenger RNA. RefSeq lists its product as uncharacterized. The record is from RefSeq and is a predicted model, not a curated record. The transcript has a single exon. Lineage: Eukaryota; Fungi; Basidiomycota; Pucciniomycetes; Pucciniales; Melampsoraceae. Bases 1 to 639 code for a protein of 212 amino acids.
AUGGCACAUGGCCCAAAUGUUCCCAAUCAACAAUACAAAAACCUAGUUGAAGAGAUUUACAUCGUUCAAGAAUUGCUGGACCUGGCAAUCACAGAUCCAGAUGAUACCCGCACAAUAGUUGGAGAUAUAAAAGAGCUAUUUACAAUAGAAGCAGAAAUCCUAGACAUGCAAGACUCGGGUGAUUGGCGAGGCGAUGAUCCAGAAGAGAUAAUGUCAAAUGCGCAAAUUCUGAGGACACAACUUCCCGGCCAUCUGCGUAUGAUUGCUGACAGUCUUGAUCCAGAUAUUGCUCCAGAUUUUGACUUCCCCGAUCCCGGAACACGUGAGUGGUAUGGAAUCUUGCUUUAUGUGACACUGUUAGAUGAAUUUUCUCGACCAGUUGAAUUCCCACCUAAUCCGACAAUAGACGCCAGCCCUGCGCAAGACUCUGGUUCCACGGACAACGCUCAGCCCGAAGAUAACGGACCAGAAUGUGAAAUUUGCGCCGAAAAGUACGAAGAUGGCGAUAGAGAUGUUAGCUUCCCUUGUCACUCCGCUCAUCGAAUGUGUUUCAGUUGCCUCAUGAAUUUAGUUAGCUUAUCCCUUUCUACAUCUUGUCCAUAUUGCCGUCAAAUUCCUUUUGCAGAGACUCAGAGUUGA